UAGACCUCCACAACUAGAUUCUUUUGGAGAUGUUGAAUGCAAGAUUAGGAAGGACUUUUGAAAUGUCGGGUAUGUGCCGUGAAACCUUAUCGGGCGGGAUUUCCUGUGUUUAAUAAAACAAUCUACUCAUUCUUAUAAGGGCGUAUCAGCAUAUUCUAUUUGUUUUUUUAUUUUUUAAAUGAAUGUAUUAUGUCGUGGAACAACCAGAUAAGCUCCUGUAAAAUCUGUGUAAGCGCCUAUGUUAUAUCGACACUUGAAUCACUACACAUUUUCAAGCAAGAACGAACUUUCUGGGUUAAAGUGAAAUUAAAAAUUCACACGGGUUUAACUUUUAAAGAACAUACAUGACUUUAGAAAUUAAUUUUCUUAGUCAAUAAUUCAACGUUUAAUAGUGAAGAGAGACGAAAAUGACUGGAGACCACGCUCAGGUUCACGUAAAUCAGAACCAGUUAAUGUGCGUGAACGUAAACGGCGGGCACCAGGACCCAGUUUAUCCUGCCCCUAAAUCCGCCCAUAAUUUCUCCGGCCUGCAGAAAUAAACAAGACAUGCUGUGUGACGUCACCAAAAGCGACGAGGGAUGAUGCCUGCCAAGGAAGACUCGACUGCCAUUUACAGUAAUACCAAGAUGGAUGUCAAAGAGGAAACCUGUGAGGCUGACAUAAAGACCAUGGAGAUAGUGACUGUAACUAUUAAGGAGGAGGACUGUGAAUGGGAGUCUGCCCACCUUAAACAGGAAAGUUCAUGCAUUAAGCGUGAGGAUCAUAAACCGGGGUCGGAGGACAUUAAAGAAGAGGCUGAGGAGACGUCGGUCAACAAUGAGAUGCACAAACCUAAAAUUAUAAGACGUGGUGACCUCAAAAUGAGGUCUGAAUCAUCAGUGUCCAAGACAAAGAGGACUGAGGAAUUUGUAUCUGUUAGAACUCGGGAAGAUUGGCCAUCACCUUCAAAUCAGUCUGGCGAAAAUACACUGGAGACUUGUAGCUUUUCUCCAUCUUUACCUGCUCAGACUUCUCUUCUGUUCCAACCACAACAGUCACUGCAUGAUGAAAAUUUGAUGAAAUUGACAUCUGGAUCACAACUUUUAAUGCCAGUCUAUUCUCAUUUGAGUUCUGUCCAUGGUGUGACGUUAACAAACACAGAUACAAUUAACAGUGAAGAACAAGUGGAAAAUGCAACUUCAGGGGCUUUCUGUGGCUGGCAAGAACAAAGGAAAAAUUUUAAAUGCAGAUCUAACAAAAGCAAUCAAUGGAACCAUACGGGACUAAAGUCAUAUUGCUGUUAUGAAUGUGGAAAACAGUUUUCACAAAGGAGCUCUCUUCAAAUCCACAUAAGAAUUCAUACUGGAGAGAAGCCAUAUUGCUGUUCUGAUUGUGGAAAACGAUUUUCAGACAGGGGAAAUUUUCAUACCCACACAAGAAUCCAUACUGGAGAGAAGCCAUAUUGCUGUUCUGAAUGUGGGAAACGAUUUUCAGACAGGGGCAAUUUCCAUACCCACACAAGAAUUCAUAUGGGAGAGAAGCCCUAUUCCUGUUCAGAAUGUGGCAAAAAAUUCUCUGAGAAGGGUGGCCUUCAUAAACACUACAGAGUUCACACUGGAGAAAAGCCAUAUUGCUGUUCUGAAUGUGACAAACAGUUUUCCCAAAAGAGCUAUCUUGAAACCCACAAAAGAAUUCAUACUGGAGAGAAGCCAUAUUGUUGUUCUGAAUGUGGAAAGCAAUUUUCAGACAGAGGCAAUUUCCAUACCCACACAAGAAUUCAUACAGGAGAGCGACCCUACUGCUGCUCAGAAUGUGGCAAAAGAUUCUCUGAGAAGGGUGAUCUUCAUAAGCACUCCAGAGUUCACACAGGAGACAAGCCAUAUUGCUGCACUGAAUGUGGAAAACAAUUCUCACAAAUUGGCAAUCUUCAGUAUCAAAAACAAAUUCACACUGGAGAUCAACCAUAUUUCUGUUCUGAAUGUGACAAAGGAUUUUCUGACAGGGAACAUUUUCAGAAACACGCAAGGGUUCACACUGGAGAGCAGGAAGCCAUGAAGGAGUAAGUUGCAAAGUAAAGAAUGAAGGAGCGGAGGAAGGUGUGAAAUGUAACCCUCCUACCAACUCAAGUCUUGAUUAGUACCUUCAUGAGGUGUGUUUCAUUAUAUAAGAUCAUAACAAAUCCCAUCAUGGUGAAUUUAGUCUUAUGGUGCGAAAAGGAUACAAAAAAGAAGUCCAUAUUUGCUUUAAAUCACUCAAAAUUAAAAGGUGCCAACCCAUUGCUUGUGCACUAGGGUGGGUGAUGGUGAUAGCAAUACCUAUAAGGCAAUGAAGAGAAGAGUACCUUCAAUGUGAUGUCAGAUCAGAUGGAAAGUGUUGCUGGCCUUACCACUGUGAAACGGAUUAGACCCCAAAAGCACAACUUGAGCAAGAGGAUUGGACACCAUGUAGUGGUCAAUUGAAGAUAAACAGAAGAUCAUGAACUUAUACUUUCAUCCAAGGUGUCAUUUUGCUUGACUUCUCACUACAUUCAUAAUAGCUAAUAUGGUACAACACCCUAGUACUUCAAACAAAACCCAGAAUUUCUAUUAUAAAGUAUACUGUAUGUAAUGAGAACUUGCACAAAAUUGGAAUGUCGGAAAGUAUUUUUUAUUUUCAAUAUUAUGAGUUAACUGAUGCAAACCUAAGAUCACUUACUGGAAUAAUUAAAAAAAAUUAUCAAAAUUAAAAUAUCUCCAAAAAACAUCAAAGUAAGAAAUAAUACAAGAAAGGGACAAGAUUGAAAACCAUGAGAACAGAACAGGCAGAGACUGAGAUGAAGGGAAGAUCAGGGACUUCAAAGAGGAAGCUGACAUUUGAAAAGAAAUUUACAGAUAAUAUAAAAACAAAAAAAGUUUUUGAAGAAUUAAGAAUGGAAAGGUAAGGCAGACUGAAAGUGAAAUUAAGAGCACUAUACAAAAUGCCCAGAUGCCACAAGAGAAGUCAGCUCCAAAUGUAUAACAAGCACAAACUCCUCCGGAAAUAGAAAAUUAUUUAAAAACAUCAGCGGACACUCACCAAAAUUAAAAAAAAAAAAUACAGAAGUUAAUGAGAAUACACUGAAGAAAAAGCAGAAAAAUCCCCCUCAAAUAGAGGACAAA
Erpetoichthys calabaricus (reedfish) is the source of this 3116-nucleotide messenger RNA. Its product is annotated as zinc finger protein OZF-like. Gene Ontology annotation, molecular function: RNA polymerase II cis-regulatory region sequence-specific DNA binding; DNA-binding transcription factor activity, RNA polymerase II-specific. The record is from RefSeq and is a predicted model, not a curated record. Lineage: Eukaryota; Metazoa; Chordata; Cladistia; Polypteriformes; Polypteridae. The transcript is spliced from 3 exons. Gene Ontology annotation, biological process: regulation of transcription by RNA polymerase II. Bases 579 to 2042 code for a protein of 487 amino acids.